Ilex paraguariensis (yerba mate) is the source of this 252-nucleotide messenger RNA. The record is from the annotation of a GenBank genome assembly. NCBI's taxonomy places the organism in Eukaryota, Viridiplantae, Streptophyta, Magnoliopsida, Aquifoliales, Aquifoliaceae.
AUGGCAACAGAGAUAUUAUCGAUUGGCGUGAAGCCCGGAUGGAAGAAGGGAACAAAAAUUACCUUCCCAGAUAAGGGGAAUGAGCAGGUGAACCAGCUUCCUGCAGAUCUUGUAUUCGUGAUCGAUGAGAAGCCUCAUGAUGUUUGCAUGAGAGACGGCAAUGACCUGAUCAUAAACUAUAUAGUGUCACUAUCAGAAGCGCUGGGAGGGACCACUGUGGAUCUAAUUACACUGGAUGGGCAUAAUUUGUAA